Spea bombifrons (plains spadefoot toad) is the source of this 1904-nucleotide messenger RNA. It is a transcript of the gene KAZN, whose product is annotated as kazrin, periplakin interacting protein. The transcript is spliced from 11 exons. The record is from RefSeq and is a predicted model, not a curated record. NCBI's taxonomy places the organism in Eukaryota, Metazoa, Chordata, Amphibia, Anura, Pelobatidae. The coding region runs from base 97 to 1665 and encodes 522 amino acids.
UUUAUUUAUUUGUUUUUCAAGAAUUGGUUAAUCUGAAGGAAGUGCGAAUUUAUUUCCAUGGUAAACAAGCAACGUCUGCUGUUGGGAUAAAGGCACAUGACAUUGAGAGCCAUGGAUGCCACCGGGCCUGUCACCUUCUCCAACGUCUUCGGCCAGCAGUGCGAAGUUAUGGAGGCAGCUGUGAAGUCGCUCCAUACCUUGAAUGAUCAGAUUUCGCAUUUUAUUGUGGCAAAGCCGUGUCCUUUGGAGGAUGACGGAGACGUCUUCCAUCCUGUCGAAAAAGAAUCACUGAAGAAGUCCAUGAUUUUGAUGAGGCAGCUGCUGGUGGAAGCACAAGCCAAGAUCCUGCGAAUGAUGGAGGACAACAAGCAGCUGGCCCUGAGGAUAGAUGGGGCCAUCCAGUCUGCCAGCCAGGAGGUGACCAACCUGAGAUCAGAGCUAACAGCCACCAACAGGAGACUGGCAGAGAUGAACAGCACGGACCCAAGUGUCAUGGAGAACAACCAGCAUAACACCCAAGGUCUGGAGUACGGCAAAAUGAAGCUGAGCAGAUCUGGGACUCUACAAACGCAGGAAAAGUACACUAACGGCUUGCUGUUAAGAGAAGAGGUGUCGCAGCUUCAAGAUGAGGUUCACUUGUUACGACAAAUGAAGGAAAUGCUAGCCAAGGAUCUGGAAGAGUCGCGAGACAGCAGGUCGGCAGAGGUCCUCUCCGCCACCGAGCUGAAGGUGCAGCUGGUACAGAAGGAGCAGGAGCUUGCGCGGGCGAGGGAGGCGCUUCAGGCUAUGAAGGCCGAUCGGAAGCGUUUAAAGUCUGAAAAAACAGAUUUAGUGAGCCAAAUGCAGCAGCUUUACUCUACCCUGGAGAGUCGGGAGGAACAACUGCGUGACUUCAUCCGAAAUUACGAGCAGCAUAGAAAGGAGAGCGAAGAUGCAGUGAAGGUUUUAGCAAAAGAGAAAGACCUCUUAGAACGAGAAAAAUGGGAACUUCGGCGCCAAGCCAAGGAGGCGACGGACCAUGUAACGGCCCUCCGGUCGCAGCUGGAUUUAAAGGAAAACCGAAUUAAAGAGCUUGAAGCUGAGCUUGCAAUGAUAACAAGGUGUGUUGCCCAGAGAAAGGAAUAUCGUGUUUUUGAUCACCUCUCAGAGAAGGAGCCCUCAUCAAGAGGGAUUUCGGCCAAGCAGUCUUUAGCAACACUCACUAAAGAUGUCCCCAAACGCCACUCGCUAGCGAUGCCGGGAGAGACGGUGCUCAACGGGAACCAGGAGUGGGUCAUGCAUGCGGAUCUGCCGCUCACCGCUGCCAUACGGCAAAGCCAGCAAACGCUAUACCACGCGCACCCGCAGCAUACCGCAGACCGACAAGCGGUCAGAGUAAGUCCCUGCCACUCAAGACAACCCUCUAUAAUAUCUGACGCGUCGGCAGCAGAAGGAGACAGGUCUUCGACGCCAAGCGACAUCAACUCCCCGAGGCAUCGAACGCAUUCCCUCUGCAAUUCUUUAGAAGACCUCGAAGACCAAAAGAGGAAGAAGAAAAAAGAGAAGAUGGGCUUUGGUUCAAUUUCAAGAGUUUUUGCAAGGGGAAAGCAGCGGAAAUCCUUAGAUCCUGGCCUUUUUGACGGUACGACCCCUGACUAUUACAUUGAAGAGGACGCGGAUUGGUGACCAGCUGUAUUGCCUGUGUAUUCUGUGUGUGUAAAUGUCAAAGGGUGUUGGUGCCCGUUUACCAAGUCACAAGACAAGUGAGCCUUUUAUUCAUAUUUUAUUAUCAUUUUUCAUUUUUUUUUUUUUUUUUGCAUCGCCGAUUCUGUACUUGCUGUAAAUACUAGAGAAAUGUGUGUAAACAUCCGUUGUCGUCCAUUAUAGCGAUGCAAGUGUGUUGUAAAAAUUUUAUGGUUUUACUG